CCUAGUGCUGCCGGCCCCGCGCCCAGCCCAGUGCCGGGGAGAGGAGAUGGGCGCAGGACGGGGCGUCCCCAUGGCCCAGCUGGCCCUGCUAACCCUGCUGGCCCUGCCGGGCGCCGGGGCAGUGACAGUGGAUCACGUGACCUCCCAGGCGGAGUUCUACCAGCGCACGGACCGAUCCCAGCAGGAGUCCGGGGAGUUCAUGUUUGAGUUCGACCAGGACGAGACCUUCCACGUGGACCUGGAGAGGAAGGAGACCGUCUGGCGCCUGCCUGAAUUCAGCAAGUUCACCAGCUUCGAGGCGCAGGGUGCCCUGGGCAACAUCGCCGUGGACAAGCAGAACCUGGAGAUCCUGAUCAAGAGGUCCAACCGCACAUGGGCUGAGAACGUGCCCCCUGAGGUGACCGUGUUCCCCAGAGGCCCCGUGGAGCUGGGUGAGCCCAACAUCCUGAUCUGCUUCGUGGACAAGUUCUCCCCACCCGCGCUCAGCAUGACGUGGCUGAAGAACGGGCAGGAGGUGACCGAGGGCGUCUACGAGACCGACUUCUACCCCCGCCAGGACAACUCCUUCCGCAAGUUCUCCUACCUGCCCUUCCUCCCCAGCCAGGGCGACUUCUACGACUGCCGGGUGGAGCACUGGGGGCUGGCCGAGAAUUUCACAAAGCACUGGGAAGCCCAGGUGCCCACCCCCGUCCCCGAGACCACAGAGACCCUGGUGUGCGCCCUGGGUCUGGCCGUGGGCAUCAUCGGCAUCAUCGCGGGCACCAUCCUCAUCAUCAAGGGCAUGAAGAUGAACGCUGCCCGCAACCCGCGGGGCCCCUUGUGAGUAGCCGCUGCCCGGGGAGGGCAUCAGCCG
Molecule: messenger RNA, 853 nt
Organism: Malaclemys terrapin pileata
Lineage: Eukaryota; Metazoa; Chordata; Testudines; Emydidae
Product: HLA class II histocompatibility antigen, DR alpha chain-like
Exons: 4
Coding region: 47-823 (258 amino acids)
Biological process (GO): positive regulation of T cell activation; peptide antigen assembly with MHC class II protein complex; antigen processing and presentation of exogenous peptide antigen via MHC class II
Cellular component (GO): membrane; MHC class II protein complex
Molecular function (GO): MHC class II protein complex binding
Source: RefSeq, a predicted model, not a curated record